AUGGGUCGCGCGUUUACGAGCAGUCGUGGCGCCAAGCGGACUGGCGGCGGAACCGGAGCUCCGACGGGAUUAGCUGGGAAAGAGAGGGGAGAAGAAUGCGCGUUAGAAGAGAUUCUCUAUGCUGCGUUCACGGCUGAUGGCAGCCACGUGGCAGUGGCCACGUCAGCAGGUUUCAAGAUAUUCCUCUGUGCUGACGUGGCGCAGCCCGUCGUGACCCACCUGGGCGUGGGCCCGAUAAAGAUUGUGGAGCUCACUCUCAUUGCGCCACGUGGCGCAACGCCAUUGGUUGCAUUUGUUGGCACGGGAGACAUGGUAGUGCUCUUUUCCGUCCUUCCCUUCAAGCAGUGGCAUUGCAUGGCGGUUCCGUCAUCCCUCGCUGACUUUUGA
Molecule: messenger RNA, 387 nt
Organism: Closterium sp. Yama58-4
Lineage: Eukaryota; Viridiplantae; Streptophyta; Zygnematophyceae; Desmidiales; Closteriaceae
Source: the annotation of a GenBank genome assembly